GCAUCUACAACAAUUGCUUAAAUCAUGGAAUAGUAAAUGGAAAGAGCUUGCAUGUUGUGUAUCUCGUGACAUUUACCUUUAAAUUGAUUUUAGCAUGAUUAUAAACAACUAGAAUCAUUAAACUAUGCUGUUCCACUAGUGGAAGGAUUUCUUCAUCAUAUGCAAGUAUCAAACAAUAGGUCCGAUGAUGAGAUCAAAAGAACGAGUCCCACAAAGUACAACACCUAGAUUUUACAUUUUCCUGUUUUAUUGCUCUUUUCGGUAGAAUAAAUCAACCAAAAAUAGUCUAUUCCACUGCAGCUACUUGUGCUGCUUGCUUUUAAAUGAUCAGUGAACUGCCUAACCCCCUACAGUUGGAGCAUUAGUCCCACAAAGUUUUGCGCAGGUUCAAACUUUUUCGCCAUUGAAAUGUUAGCAGCAGCUGCUAGUUAUUAACAACAAGGAUGGGUCAUUAAUAAGUAAUACGCUCACGUGAUCUGUUUCCAAUCCCGGUCUGUGUAUUAAAUCUAUGGUGGUGGUGCCUUUGAUACACCCACACACUAUAGUACAAAUAUUAAUUAGAACAUGGCUUCGAGGGGAGUGUAUCAGGUAUAUACUGAAAAUGAUAUUCAUAGUCCCGAGGGCGGAGCCUAGCCAUAGGGACUAUGAAUAUCAUUUGAAGUGUAUACCAGAUACUCCAUGCUCUAACUGGCUUGUAUCCAGGGAAGCCAUAAGAUGCAAGGAAUAGAAAAGAUUAAAGUCAUUAGUAAGAAAUAAUGUUGAGCUUGCUGUGGAAGAUGAGGUAAAAGAUACAAAUGGUAAUCCUCCAGAGGAAGAGCAAUGCUCCUUAUGAAAGGAUCUUGCCUGAGCAACAUAUUGAAGAAGAAACCCGCAGGAAAAGAAGAAAGUGAAAGUUUCCAAGACUGUAUAAUAUAGAAUGAUGUCACAAUCAACUUCAUUAAUUUCAUGUUCAUUUAGUAAUGUUACUUCCUGUUGCAUAAUACAUUCCCCUGGCCACUUCAGGUUCAAUAUAUACAUAUAUUCCACUAGCCACUUCCUGUGAAAUAUAUCACAUACAGUCUAGUGAAAUGUCAAAGAUGUUCAUCUUUAUGUUGUUGCUGUGUUUAAUAGUUACCAUUGAUGAAGGAGAAGGAUCUUAUUGUAUGGCUGAUUGUACUGGAUAUAAACAUGAACCAUCACUGUAUCUAAGAGUAUGCUGUAUCAUUAGUAACUUAGGACAGACUGUUACCAUUAGAGGAAUUGGUACAACAAGAUAUAUUCUAUGUCCUAAAGUACGACCAAAGUCUUGUCCAUCAGAUAACAGAGACUGUAAGAGCUUGUUUGAGACUGGUUUUGAUAUAAGCGGUGUUUAUACUGUUAAUCCUGAUGGAGGGACUCCAUUUCAAGUAUACUGUGAUAUGAUUAGGAAGAUACCAAUAUAACUGGUAAUUUUCAAGGGGUAACAUUAAUUUUGGUAAGUUAGCAAAUAAUUUCUAGUGAUUGGCGGGUUCUAAGGAAUCAGUUCAGAGUCUAAUAAGGAGAGCAAUGGUCAUUGUGGUCAAUGCAUUUUAUUCACAGGAUACCAAAAUAUAUUUUAUAACUAGACGAAUGUAAAACAUUAGUGCUCCACCCCAGCUACACUAUCAUGAAGAUGAGAUUAUUUAACUUUAAAAAUAGUUAGAUGAUCCUAUACUGCCCGUAC
Molecule: messenger RNA, 1681 nt
Organism: Amphimedon queenslandica
Lineage: Eukaryota; Metazoa; Porifera; Demospongiae; Haplosclerida; Niphatidae
Exons: 4
Coding region: 1068-1421 (117 amino acids)
Source: RefSeq, a predicted model, not a curated record